AUGGCGGCUAAGUUAAACCAGUUCAUUUUAUUUCAGUCAUUGAUUUGUGUGUUAUCUAUAUUAUGUGUUGAAUCACUGCGAAAAGGUUUUCCUCAUCGGAAGUCUCACCAACUUAGGGAAAGUGGUUAUGCUUACAAAACAGCGUACUUCGAACAAAAGGUCGACCACUUUGGAUUUGCCAAUGAUGACACAUAUAAACAGAGAUAUCUAGUGGCUGACCAAUUUUGGGACAAAAAUGGUGGACCUAUAUUUUUUUACACUGGUAAUGAAGGAGACAUUACAUGGUUCUGUAACAAUACUGGAUUUAUGUGGGAACUGGCCCCUAAGUUGAAAGCCCUGCUGAUUUUUGCUGAGCAUCGAUACUAUGGUGCUUCUUUGCCUUAUGGUGCUGAUGCUGCUAAGGAUCCUAACAAACUACAGUAUCUGACAUCUGAGCAGGCACUGGCUGACUUUGCUAUACUGAUCCAAGAGUUGAAGGCCAAUGAACCAGGAGCUCAGAACAGCAGAGUGAUUGCCUUUGGGGGAUCAUAUGGGGGAAUGCUGGCUGCUUGGCUGAGGAUCAAAUACCCUAAUGUUGUGGAUGGGUCCCUCGCUGCCUCUGCCCCUAUUUGGAGCUUCAUAGGUCAGAUCCCUUGUGAGGCUCAGUUGCAAGUUGUCACCAACUCUUUCAAGAGGGAGUCUUCAACCUGUGUCAAAAACAUCAGGAAGUCAUGGGGUGUCAUCAACACAUUAGGUGCUACAGACUUGGGGAGGGCACGCCUUUCCACCACAUUUGAUUUGUGUGCACUGUUGAACACGAGUGCAGAUGCAGGUGCCCUGAAGUCAUGGCUGUUAGAGGUCAUGUUUAACCUGGCUAUGGUAGAUUAUCCCUAUCCAGCCUCUUUCCUUGAACCUCUGCCUGGCUGGCCUAUCAAGGCUGUGUGUGGCCCUUUGUCUAAUGAAGUUGUGGAUGAUGUAGCCUUAAUUGAGGCUCUAUCUAAGGCAGUCAAAGUAUACUACAACUACACUGGUCAGGCCAAGUGUUUAGAUGUCAAUCAGAAUGCAGUGGGAAGUCUUGGAGAUGAACUAUGGGGAUAUCAGGCUUGUACUGAAAUGGUGAUGCCAUCCUGCUCCAAUGGUGUGACAGACAUGUUUGAACCUACCACCUACAACUUCAGUCAGGUUUCUGAUGAGUGCUUUAAACAGUUCAAAAUCCGGCCGCGGAAGUCUUGGGUCAUAACAGAGCGGAAAUCUUGGGGGAAAAACAUUAAAACUGCCAGCAAUAUCAUCUUCAGUAACGGCCUUCUUGACCCGUGGUCUUCUGGUGGCGUGCUGAAGUCUAUCUCACCCAGUCUUACAGCCAUCAUCAUCCCUAAUGGUGCUCACCAUGUAGAUCUUCGUACCUCAAACCCAAAGGAUACACCAGACAUCACCAAGGCUAGGCAGACAGAGGAAUAUAUCAUUAAAGGAUGGGUCAAGGGAGACAACUCAUGAGCUCCUCAUGUUUCCUGGACAGAAUUAUUGUUUUAACAGUCACUACUAUACAGUUUAUACUUGGUAACUAAACAGUUUAUACUUGGUAACUAGUUAACUAGACAGUUUAUAUUUGGUAACUAAACAGUUUAUACUUGGUAACUAGACAGUUUAUACUUGGUAAAUUUUAACAGUUUCUACCAAAACAAAUUAUUUUUAAUAUAAGGCAAAAUGAUGAGAAAAUAUUACAUACUGACAAAGUUUUUUUUUAACGGUUAAAUUUUCACAAAAAGUUUUAAGUAAAAGAUGUUUAUAAACAUUUUUUUAUUUCAAAGGUUUCUGAUUUUUCGCAGCUUUUUUCCAUUCUCAGAAAAAGAAAAAAAAUAUGUGAGCUUCAUUUAUUUAAUAUAAAGGAUCUGAACAUUCCAUAAUGUAAUUAUUGUAAGUAACAAGGGGCAGGUGUGGGGGCAAAGGAGGCCUUUUUUGUUGUCUCCUUUAUUACUGGUUUUUUUAUCACUCAAUCAUGCCUUCGUGUCCCUUUCCAACAUAUAUAUGCUAUCAUAUUUCUCGUAUCUCAGAUUUGCUUUCUUUUAAUUGAUGUCGUGUAAAAUGUUCCAAAGAUAUUUUAUACUCUAUGUGUUAACUGAUGGCCUCAGCAGAUCUAUACUCUCCGAUUCCUUGAAAUUGAUCUGGUGUAAAUAUGAAUGGUUAAGAUAUUUUUAAUUAUCUCAGGUGUAAAUAUGAAUUGCCAAGAUGUUUUACAGUAUCACUUGUGUAAAUAUGAAUGGUCGAGAUAAUUUCAGUUACAUUGAUUGUAAAUGUAGACAUCUGGCCCCAGUGACUCAAAAGUUUAUUGAAGUUAACCAGUGAAUAGUGAAAAGUUCAAAUUGCUGAACUGAACAAACAAGAGUGUUAAGGAUAAAAUUAAAGUUAUAAAUAUAUCGUUAUGGCUUGUCUUAUCAAAUCAACAUAUGUGAAAUGAUAAAGAAUGUUUCCAAUUUUUUUAUUUCAUGUUUGGAAGUUUUCACUUACCACUGGUUAUCUCUAACCAGUCAUUGAACAACUGGGGCCCUAUCACUAAGGACAGCACACGAGAGAAAACCAGCACAACUGUGAUAUAGAAUCGGAUUUAAUAGCUAGUCAAAUGUAACAAACACACAUGUCUGGAAUUUUUAUUUUUUAUUUUAUAUUUAUGCCUUAAUUUUGUAUGAAAAAAAGAUGUUUAAAUUGUCACCUAAUUUAUUUUACAUAAUGAUACAUCAGUUUUAUCUUUUGGAAAUAGUUUUGAUAUCAGUGUCAUGCGAUAGUGAUAAUAUUGUUUGUAAUAUGUAACCAUAUAUUAUAAUGAUCUAGUUAUUGUAUUACAUGUCGGUUUAACAUAUGGUUUUACAUUACCUUUUAGUGUGUAUAAUAACACUGAAUUAUCUUACAUGAUAAUCAAAUACCAUUAUACUUGUGUAUGUAGACUGUUUUGUGGGUGUGCAAUCUGAAUCACUGAAUCACAGUUUUCAGUUGAUGAAAAUCAAAUUCAGGCUUAUAAGAACACAUUCUUAUCGUUUCCUUUAUUAUUUCGGAUACAUUUCCAUGACUUUGGAAUCUGGUUCACAUGGCUUUAAGUCUUUUCUAUUAUUUUCCUUUUUACAGCUUAACCUUCAAGUUGUAUAUGUACACCUAGUAUAGAUUAAGAUGCACUAAACAUUAGUACACACAAUACUAUGUACAGAUUAGUUCACUCAAUCUAAAAAAUAAAUAAAAUUUAUUUAUUUCACAAUUUCUA
Molecule: messenger RNA, 3229 nt
Organism: Ylistrum balloti
Lineage: Eukaryota; Metazoa; Mollusca; Bivalvia; Pectinida; Pectinidae
Product: lysosomal Pro-X carboxypeptidase-like
Exons: 10
Coding region: 1-1473 (490 amino acids)
Biological process (GO): angiogenesis involved in wound healing; regulation of blood vessel endothelial cell migration; proteolysis
Molecular function (GO): dipeptidyl-peptidase activity; serine-type exopeptidase activity
Source: RefSeq, a predicted model, not a curated record